Lineus longissimus is the source of this 6052-nucleotide messenger RNA. RefSeq names its product cytosolic carboxypeptidase-like protein 5. Bases 199 to 3693 code for a protein of 1164 amino acids. NCBI's taxonomy places the organism in Eukaryota, Metazoa, Nemertea, Pilidiophora, Heteronemertea, Lineidae. Gene Ontology annotation, molecular function: metallocarboxypeptidase activity; zinc ion binding. The record is from RefSeq and is a predicted model, not a curated record. The transcript is spliced from 15 exons. Gene Ontology annotation, biological process: proteolysis.
ACCAGCAACAAUUUGUUUAGCAAUGGCGGACCGACUUUAUUUCAUGUAUUUACACUUUUUUGCAUUUACUUUUGCUGCUAAGUCUGCGCACUGGCUUAACUUUGUGGGAAACCAAUUGACGUAGGAAUGGUGAUUUAAUCUGACCAGACCUACAAUACAUGAACCCUAGCCUAGCUAUUGCUUGCUGAUUCAAAAAAGAUGGAUUUCCGAAUUGGAAGUCUGUUGUUCACCUCCAAAUUUGAUUCUGGUAAUCUCACCAGAGUUGAGAAAGUGACAAGGGAUGAGGAUGAUGAUAACAUGGGUCGCUUAAUGAUGGGUGGAGAGCCACGAUCUGACUAUGAAUUUAAUGUUUGGACCCGCCCCGACUGUGCGGGGACUGAAUAUGAAAAUGGAAAUAGGUCCUGGUUCUACUUUGGUGUCAAAGGAGGUGUUCCAGGACGACUGUUGAAGAUCAAUAUUCAGAAUAUGAAUAAACAAGGCAAACUUUAUGGCCAAGGAUUUGCACCUAUUGUCAAAACAGUACCUGGAAAGCCAAAAUGGGAGCGGAUAAGGGAUAAAGUCACAUUUGAGGUUGUUGAUACUCAGUUCAUAUUAUCGUUUGUCCAUCGUUUUGCUGAUUUCCGCGGGUCGACGACUUACUUUGCCUUCUGUUACCCAUGGUCCUAUGCCGAGUGUCAAGAUAGGCUUGGUGAACUUGAUGUCAGAUUUGAAAAAUGCUGGAAAUUGUCAUCGAAAAGCCCUCCAGAAUCAAUCUAUUACCACCGUGAGCUGAUGUGCUACAGCCAGGAGAAGCUACGCAUAGAUCUGAUCACAAUCUCAUCCUGCCAUGGUAUCUGUGACGAGGAAGAACCCAAGUUUGAUCCAAAACUCUUCCCUGACACGCAAGCAAAAAGGUGCAAGAAGUUUAGUGGGAAAAGGGUGUAUGUGUUGACCAGUCGAGUUCACCCUGGCGAGACCCCAGCAAGCCAUGUCUUCAACGGUUUCCUUGAUUUCAUCCUACGGGAAAAUGAUGCACGUGCUGUCCGCCUACGACAGCUAUACGUUUUCAAAAUGAUUCCUAUUCUAAAUCCAGAUGGCGUAAUGAUGGGACAUUAUCGAACAGAUACGAGAGGCGUAAAUCUAAAUCGGGUGUACCUAGAUCCUGACUUUAGGUACUAUCCAUCGAUUUAUGCCGCAAAAGCUUUACUGGCGUAUCACCAUGUUCACAAUCGCGUAAUCAAACCGGCCACCCCUCCACCAGAUCCUACCGGUGCAUCGCAGGAGAAUGAGGCCAGUGCUAACUUUGAAGGUGCUAAUACUCGUGAUCAAAGGGUUAUCAGAUCAAACAGUCUGCAGCAGCCUCGGUACAAAAACCAGAAUCAACGUGUCCAGGGUCCUGGGCAACGAUACCCAGCCCGAAACCGGACCAUAAACAUUGUACACAGAGACAACAUAGAUAAUAAAGCUGUGAAAACAAAUCAAGGUGACAGUUGUUCGAGUUCGGAACAAGCGAAAAACGGCGUCCAUGUUUUUACAGAGAAUGCAAAAAGACAUCCGGAUGCGGUUAUAUGUGCGUCUGCUAUGUCGUCUGCAUGUUCAGUUGAUAAAGCAUCCGAGGUGAUAUCACACGGUGUUCCUGUUGGUGGUAAUGCUGAAAUGGUGGAAGAGGAAUUGCUUCCUAUUUUUCAAACAAUUGACAUUGGCUUGGAGAAGGACCUACGCUUGGAUAUCAAUCAAGGGGACUAUGAGGAAGAAAUGGCUGAAAUUGGACCGGAGCAAGCCCAUUCUUUCUAUAACGUUGCUAAUGAUGUGAAUUCAAUGUUAGGCAAUUUUCAGGAUGAUGAUCCAGAAUUAGAUGCGAUAACGGAUAAUCUCGGAAACGAAGGAUCUGAUGACGAUGAUGGUGGAUUCGUUCCCAAAAUGGAUGGGAUCCCAAAGGCACCUCAUCUAGCUGAUCCGAAGUUUCUGGAAAUCCCUCCAAAUGAAAGUGGUAUUGCAUUCUAUGUAGAUCUCCAUGGCCAUGCUUCUAAACGGGGGUGCUUUAUCUACGGAAAUUACCAUGAAAAUGAGGAAACCAUGAUUGACUGCAUGCUGUUCCCAAAACUGAUAGCCAUGAACACUGCCCAUUUUGACUUUACUGGCUGUAACUUCAGUUUGAAGAACAUGUACACCAAAGAUAAGAGAGAUGGUAUGACGAAGGAGGGGAGUGGAAGGGUGGCCAUCUUUAAAGCCAUUGGCAUCACACACAGUUACACCCUAGAAUGUAACUACAACACUGGACGAAUGGUGAAUUCUGUCCCUCCUGCCAGUGGCGAUGAUGGACGAGCCACUCCGCCACCUCUUGCAGGAUUCCCUCCAAAAUACACAAUGGCUCAUUACGAAGAUGUAGGAAAAGCCUUAGCAGUAGCGGCUCUGGACAUCACGGAGACGAACCCAUGGUGUAGGAUUGUAAAUUCGGAGUACAAUCAUCUGCAUGGUGUGAGAGAAUGGGUCAGGCGGUACAUCAGGAGUUGGAAAGGCGGUCCGAGGGGCAUCCGACAAAUGCCUAGGAUGCCUGUGGUCACAAAUAAACAAACAUCUGCACAGUCAGGCCAGUCCACCUCAUCUGUCUCCGGCAAUUCCACUGCAACCACCCGUGGCAGUUCGAAUCGCUUUGCCUUUGGUUCAAGUUCUGAUAGCAGUUCAUCCAACUCAAACCCUAAUGCGUAUAGGAAUACCAGUGUGUACAGGAGGCCCCCGGCAGCUCCACCCGUAAGGAAAGAACUUGGGCCAAUUAAAGAUGUGAGCCACAAAUCUGUGCCAACAGUGGGUCCUUCCAACGCAUCAACCAGAGCCCAACGUAGAAUGACCUUGCCAGCAUGUGGCAACAACUCAAGCGUAAACAACCACCAGCAACGCCAAUCCAAAACUCCACCACCUGGUCAAAUUCCUCUCACACCAGAAAACAAACAAAAACUGACAUCGUCUGAAUUCAAACUUCCACUACGCCUCGCCACUGCUACCGACUUCAAAUCACUUGGGGAAGCUGUGUCCGAUUAUAAAUUUACUCGGACAUAUCUGCACCAAGAAAAAAGUAUUCUGUCCAAAGAUGCUGCUGACAAAACGUUCUCCAUGACGCAUAUUAGGAAUACUAGUUCUUCACCUGCUGAUGUCGGGACGUUAGUGACAGAGGAAGAGAAAGUGCAACAGCUGAAAAAUCUAAGUGGCAAACGAAAGCCACCAAAACGCCUUGAUGGAGCAAAACCCAUUGAACCACCAAAAUCUGAUCCGCCAAAGAGACGUGUCCUCAAAUUGAAGAACCAGCGACGGAGUUCAUCACACAGUCCAAAGAGUGCCAAAGGUACGAGGGGUAAAAAUAGUAGCGGCACUGACAGCGAUGUCGAAAAGAAGCGAUACCGGAGACGUCGGUUCUCGAAAAAGCAGACGAAUUUGAAAGACAAUGAAGAAGAAACAGGAGAUGAAUUGAAGACACUGAUGAAUUCUGUUGGAGUCACCAGGCUUAAAUUAUCACCAAGACCAACUGGCACUACUGUUCCAGAGAUCCAUUCCUCCAACCCAAGAUCUUCUAGUCCUAUCGGCAGAUUGAGGUUGUCGACAACUAAUGAAAACACAAGCUCGAGUGACUUAAUCUCCACUGAGCUGAUAGACCUGCAUUCAAAUGCUCCACCAGGAUCCAGGGCUUUGAAGAGCAAUAUCUACUGGGUGGACUUGUAAUAGCCGACCCCCGAUGAUCUAGGAUCAAUUUUCGCUGUAACUAGAAUUGUCCAAUCUGCAACAGGAAAGACAUUCUUUGAAAGAGAAACUGUACCUGUUGAUGAAGUACUGGUACCACAGAAGUGGUCCUUGGCCAUUGUCCGAUGGGGAGGAUGGGGGGGGGGAGAGGGCCGUGGAAGGCUUUUAUAUGACUUAGUUUGUUUUACAAAGAAUUCUCUGAGUUCGCCAUGGUAAACAUUAGGUUGAAAACAAAAGCAUUUAUUUUCUGUUCUCGAGAAAACUUUCUAUUAGUGAAGUUUUCCAUUUUUGUAGACUUAUGUGGGAGUAACUAAUAUCAUUUUGAUGUUCUGAAAUGUUCAUACUUUCAUUUGUACUUAAUGGGAUAAUUCACUCUGCAGUAUUUAAAACAGUUGCAGUAUUUAUCCUUUCUGUUUAAUGGCUUAUUAUAUCUACAUUUUUAUAUCAAACAACUCGAAGGUUGCCUGCCAUAUUGAAGUGGCUAGUUGGGUUCCUAUUGCUAUUGUGUUUGUAACCUCUUCAAUCUGUGCCAUUCUUUAUUUAUCUGAAUUGAUUGGAAUUUUAGAUAGUGAGCAUGGUAUGUUCAUAUUGGAUUUUAUUUAGAUCUGUGAUAGAAAUAUUUAUAGCAGCAUUAGGAAAGCUGCUGCCGCCUCUUUGGGGUAUUUAGAUUAGUUCAAUCUAAAAUUUCUGUUGUAAUUUUUGGCAGUGCUCUGAUCUCAACGAAAUUCUAAUUGGCAAAGUUUGUUUAUUUUGAGCAUGCAAACCUUUUUUCAUCUCAGUCAAGUCUUAUCAAAGUUUACUUGAGAUGACUUCAAACCGGAUUGUACAUUGCACUGUAUCGUAUGUUCACGAAAUGUUGGCAUGGAAUAAGCUGUAUAUAAUUGAAAUUGAACGAGAAAAGAAUGAUGCUUUAUUUAUUGGCAGUCCCAAGCUAGACUGAGGCAGUUCUACAUUUGUGUGAUUUAGGUAUAAGGUAAAUCUGCCUAAGUCCCAAGCUAGACUGAGGCAGUUCUACAUUUGUUUGAUUUAGGCAUAAGGUAAAUCUGCCUAAGUCCCAAGCUAGACUGAGGCAGUUCUACAUUUGUGUGAUUUAGGUAUAAGGUAAAUCUGCCUAAGUCCCAAGCUAGACUGGGGCAGUUCUACAUUUGUUUGAUUUAGGCAUAAGGUAAAUCUGCCUAAGUCCCAAGCUAGACUGAGGCUGUUCUACAUUUGUGUGAUUUAGGUAUAAGGUAAAUCUGCCUAAGUCCCAAGCUAGACUGGGGCAGUUCUACAUUUGUGUGAUUUAGGUAUAAGGUAAAUCUGCCUAAGUCCCAAGCUAGACUAAGGCAGUUCUACAUUUGUUUGAUUUAGGUAUAAGGUAAAUCUGCCUAAGUCCCAAGCUAGACUAAGGCAGUUCUACAUUUGUUUGAUUUAGGCAUAAGGUAAAUCUGCCUAAGUCCCAAGCUUGACUGAGGCAGUUUUACAUUUGUUUCAUUAGGUAUAAGGUAAUUUAGGCAUAAUGUUAUUCCAUUGACCUUCCUACAUACCAGACAAAGGAAAGGGCAAAAACUUUUUUUAAAAGAGUUUUCCAACUUACCACUUGAGAGUUUGUCUCCAAUCGAAGAAAUAACUGCAUUAAUUGAGAGGUUUUUCUUGAUUGUGCUAUUUUCAUAUUGUUAUAUAAAGGCUCUAGCGUGAACACGGCUAUAGACCUAUUACACAUACGUAAGACUGAUAAUUGAUGUGUGAUUUAGAUGAGCUGUUUUUAUUUUCUAACAUUUGAGAUACCCAGUUAUUUGUAAAAGAGAGAAUUAGAUUGGUACACAAAAAAUAUUGUACAUGAACAUUUUCAAUGAUGAAACAUGUAUUUUUAUAGUACAGAUUGUGUAUAUUCUCAACCACUGACUUUUGUAAUUGUAUGCAAAAAAUGUCCUGCCUUCACUUUAUCUAAACCACAACACUUGUAUGAAUACUUAUACUACCCCACAAAGAAUGUAAAACAUUUGUAUCAUAAAUUCUUUUAACUAUAACACAUACUUGUCACAAAAUUAGACUAUUUUUAUAAAUACCAGUAUAGUUAUGUGUGUGAUUUUACUUUAGUUUAUAGAAUAAGACGAAAUCCUGUAUGACUUGUUUUCAUUUCUGCUGGUUUGUUUUAUUUACACCUGGUUUAUUUUUUAAUGUCACAGAAAUAAAAUAUUUUCAACAAAAUGUUGCAUUCAUUGAUCUCUUAUUCUGUAUCAUCUUGACCCGCAAUGUUUUGAGAGCGCUCAAAGUCACUCACCCGAAAUGGUGAGAGUCAGGAUGAUUCUAUAUGGGAGCGAGAUAUUUAUCAGGAACUGGUUGUGACUUUGUCUCCAUU